AUGAACACUGGAAGAGGAAGAAGAGGAAGACGUGAUCGAAGAGACGCGCGGCGUACAGCACAAAGAGAGCAGGCGAUACUGGAGGCAACCCAAGCAGCGGAAGCUGCGGCAACUGCGGCAGCUGCCACGGAAGCGGCUAGGGCGAGAGUGCUAUCGCAGACAAGGACUAGACACUUCACGCCGGCAGACGUCAGGGUCGCUGGUAAUUUUGUCCUCAACACAGCGCCCAUGCCGCGAUUUCCACCAACGGCGAGGCCCGCAAACUACCGAUACGACAGACAGACCCAGUUCGCUGGCACCAGCCAUGUGGCCCAAGGCUACCAGUGA
Grosmannia clavigera kw1407 is the source of this 327-nucleotide messenger RNA. RefSeq lists its product as uncharacterized. The transcript has a single exon. The record is from RefSeq and is a predicted model, not a curated record. Bases 1 to 327 code for a protein of 108 amino acids. Lineage: Eukaryota; Fungi; Ascomycota; Sordariomycetes; Ophiostomatales; Ophiostomataceae.